UAAGGCGGUAAAAGAAAACAAAAAGUGUCAUGUUUUUGUAUCCUUGUAUUCAUGACUUGACUUCAUGACUGAGUUGGUCUUGCAUGCAAGGAAUAUGGCUGUUGUCACGGCUGCUUUGAACAUCUUGAGCUCAGAGAGCAUGUCAUGUGUCUCUGGUCUAUUUGUGAGCUGGACACCUGAAUGGUUUGUACACUAAGAGGCGUUUGCGUCACAUGUCCAGCAGCACUUGUAAACGUCUCUCUCAGCGCUGCUCAUCUGAAGCUGACUGGAAAUUAGUCGACAGCUACGCUCUGGAGAAAGCAGUUGAGAAGAUUUAUAAACGGGGAAAAAAGAGUAACACUGUAUGUCAGUGAAGAACGAAGAUCCUGUUUUUGUAUUGUGUUGUCAAAGUAAAAUACCUCCUGUAGAGCUUUUGGUGCUGACUGCCAGCCAGGAUGAUUCUGGCAACAUUAAAGGGCAUUGGGAAGCAGCUGCUGCGCGUGAAGGUUGUUGACUGUAACUCGGAGGAGUCCCACUUCUCUCGAUGCCUCAACACGUUUGACCUGGUGGCCCUGGGCGUGGGCAGUACUCUGGGCGCUGGAGUGUACGUGCUGGCUGGCGCUGUAGCCCGAGAGAGCUCUGGACCAGCCAUCGUCCUGUCCUUCUUCAUCGCUGCUCUCGCCUCUGUCCUGGCUGGUUUGUGUUAUGCUGAAUUCGGAGCCCGUGUUCCCAGAACGGGCUCCGCUUACCUCUAUAGCUACGUGACUGUGGGAGAACUGUGGGCCUUCAUCACAGGCUGGAACCUCAUCCUCUCUUACGUCAUUGGAACUUCAAGUGUGGCCAGAGCAUGGAGCGCAACCUUCGAUGAGCUGAUCGGAGGGCACAUUCAGGACUUCUGCAGACGAUACAUGACAAUGAGAGUCCCGGGUGUCCUGGCAGAGUAUCCAGACAUAUUUGCUGUCUUCAUUAUAAUCACUCUGACAGGACUGCUUGCAUUUGGAGUGAAGGAGUCAGCCUUGGUAAAUAAAGUAUUCACCUGCAUCAACAUACUGGUGCUGCUGUUUGUGGUCAUCUCUGGCUUCGUCAAAGGAAACACCAAAAACUGGAACCUGAACCCUGACGAAAUCUUCAAUGCCACCAGCAACUCCAGCUUAAAUACGUCUGAUUUCUUCCCAUCAGAGGAAAGUCUCGGCGUCGGCGGCUUCAUGCCUUUUGGCUGGUCUGGAGUCUUGUCUGGCGCCGCCACGUGUUUUUAUGCCUUCAUAGGGUUCGACUGCAUCGCCACGACAGGAGAAGAAGUGAAGAAUCCUCAGAGGGCCAUCCCUGUUGGAAUUGUGGCCUCACUCCUCAUCUGUUUUGUGGCGUACUUCGGUGUGUCCGCCGCCCUCACUGUCAUGAUGCCUUACUACAUGCUGGACAAGAACAGCCCGCUGCCAGUGGCCUUUAAAUAUGUGGGCUGGGAGGGAGCCACUUAUGCAGUGGCCAUUGGCUCAUUAUGUGCCUUGUCAACCAGUUUACUAGGCUCCAUGUUCCCAAUGCCCAGAGUGAUCUGGGCCAUGGCAGAGGAUGGCCUGCUCUUCAAAUGUUUGGCUAAAAUCAGCCCACGAAACAAAACCCCUGUAACAGCUACAGUAACAUCAGGUCUGGUGGCAGCUGUGAUGGCUUUCUUGUUUGACCUGAAAGACCUGGUUGACCUCAUGUCCAUUGGCACCUUGCUGGCCUAUUCACUGGUGGCUGCCUGUGUGCUGGUCCUCAGGUACCAGCCUGAGCAGCCCGUCGUGGCCUAUGAGAUGGCCAACACUCAGGACGAGUCUGAAAUGGCCGAGUCUUAUAAAGUUGACAUGUUGCCACAACCAGAGGAUCGCUUCACCAUCAGGACUCUUCUUUACCCUUCAAACUUGGAGCCGUCCUCUCGAUCCGGGUCUGCUGUCAAUAUGUGCACUUGUGUACUUGGUGUUUUGGUGUUUGUCUUCAGUGUUGUAGCUGUUCAAGGAGGGCUGGCAACCUGGUCUGUGUGUGUCCUUGUUAUUAUCUUGGUGGUUUGUCUCAUUCUCACCAUCAUUGUGUGGAGACAGCCGCAGAGCAAGGCCAAGCUUGCCUUCAAGGUUCCCCUGCUGCCUUUUCUCCCAGUUGCCAGUUUGUUCAUCAACAUCUACCUGAUGAUGCAGCUCGGCAGAGGAACUUGGAUGCGCUUUGCCAUCUGGAUGUUCUUAGGUUUCUUGAUCUACUUCACCUACGGUAUUCGUAACAGUGCAGAGGCAGCGUUGACCAGGUCUGACCCUUACCCAUUGGCCUGUACGAUAAAGGGAGAGCCCAUGGCCACGGAGAAGGAAGCUUUUCUCCACAACACACAAAACACAGCUGGAGACGACGAUGAAGAUUGCUGAGGUUCACUAAUCUCAAACAAUCAAACACUGAUGUGUGGUUUGUACUUUGAAAUGCAAAUGUCAAAAUCCAGAAGAUGUCAAGACUUUUACGUGUCUUGCAACCAGACUGUUGAGUUGUUUCCUAAUUCUGUCUGAAAUUGUUUUUUGAUUUUGCGAGAAAGAGCCUAAUUAGAUCUAAAUUUGAAGUAAAAAUGUUUUUAAAAGACGAGAUAAAUCCUCUUUGCCUUGCAUUUUCAUACAAUGAGUUCCGCUAAAGAAGACUAAGUCUGUGGACGGAAACUAAAAGCAAAGCUCAAGCUGUGUUAACAAACUUUUAUCAAGGCAUGAAGCCAUUUUUAAAUUUUAUUUCAAUUCUUUAAUCAAAAGUUUUCAUCUCGAGGACUGACAAAUUUGAGACCACUGACCUCCAUUUCAUAAGAUUUUACCCUGGGUUCCCCAUCUGAUAAGAGCUUUGCUUUUUAGAUGUUUAAUGACAGAAGAUGUAUGAAACCCGGCCCCAGUAGAGUCAUACGUUCUGUCAUUGUGGAUGGACUUGCAGUGGGAGUUUGUUACUGCUCUCUGAGCUUGAAAUUAUUCAACAUUUUUAUAUGUUGGCUGUUUACAGAAAAGACAGAAUGAAAUAAUGAAGUAGAAGAAUGUUUUAAUAUAACGAAUGAGGCUCAACUUUUUGUGUUUUUUUUUUUUCUUUUGGCAGAUUUUUAGGAGGCACAGUGCUGGCUACUGAUCACGUUUUAAAUCCACAUCUCCUUUUUUCACACGUUAAACUGCUUUAUCGAAGCAGAUAAUAUUUCUCAAACUCCCACUGAAAAUUUCUCUUUGUCAUCAGUGCCUUUUGUGUUGUCAUUUUACCUUAAAGGUACAACUUCUUGGAAAAUGUACUGUAUACAAAGUGUACAAGUAUGUAAAAGCACAACUCUGGACCUCGUUUUACACUGACAGAAUGACUCAGAGUACUUCAUGAUCUGCAUAUCUCUGUGUGAAAGGGCUGAUGUUACGUGGUUUUGUCUUCUAGCUGAUUGAUGGUAUCAAAUAGACCAGUAUUGUCUGCAACAGUCAACUGCACCUUUUUUAACUUGCCAAAGGGAAAAAAAAAAGCUGCUAAUGUGAAUUAUCAGACACUUCAGACGAUCUAUUUUAAGUGCCUUAUCUCCCAAAUAAUGUAACACCUUUUAAAAGUAUAUAUUGCUCCUUCACUGGCUAGAUUUGUGAAAUAUAUGUGUAUUAUCUGUAUAGAAUUGCACGCUUGUGAUUGGCCUAUACUGUAUGUAUAGUCUAUAGGAGAAAUUUCACCUUAGUGGACCAUUUUCACCUCGUAGUUCACAGACAUCUGAAAGGGAAGAAGUCAGUUGUCAGCUGGUAAUGCAACUCGCUUUUGUUUGAUUCCUGCACCAGCAGUAAAAGUAAAGCAGUGAUGUGCAGAUUCCCAGGGCAGCGACACAAUCGAGCCACGUGUUUUCACUAAAGACUGGAAAUGCAACAAAGUGAAAAAUCUCUUCGCGCUACUGCCACAUGGCUUUGUAAAUAAACACAGUGCAUGCAACGUUGUGCUGCAGAAUGUUACUGUUUUCCGCCUGCUAAUUUUUAUUUUAUUUUUAUGUUUUGUUUUUUUGCUGUAAAUAAAAUGCAUUAAAGCAAUUAGUUUUUGUUGGAA
Molecule: messenger RNA, 4017 nt
Organism: Scatophagus argus
Lineage: Eukaryota; Metazoa; Chordata; Actinopteri; Scatophagidae
Product: high affinity cationic amino acid transporter 1-like
Exons: 12
Coding region: 435-2366 (643 amino acids)
Biological process (GO): amino acid transport; transmembrane transport
Cellular component (GO): plasma membrane
Molecular function (GO): amino acid transmembrane transporter activity
Source: RefSeq, a predicted model, not a curated record